Molecule: messenger RNA, 1863 nt
Organism: Sorex fumeus (smoky shrew)
Lineage: Eukaryota; Metazoa; Chordata; Mammalia; Eulipotyphla; Soricidae
Gene: EDEM2
Product: ER degradation enhancing alpha-mannosidase like protein 2
Exons: 11
Coding region: 95-1831 (578 amino acids)
Biological process (GO): endoplasmic reticulum mannose trimming; mannose trimming involved in glycoprotein ERAD pathway; carbohydrate metabolic process
Cellular component (GO): endoplasmic reticulum; membrane
Molecular function (GO): calcium ion binding; mannosyl-oligosaccharide 1,2-alpha-mannosidase activity
Source: RefSeq, a predicted model, not a curated record
ACGCGGAUUCCCGGAAGAACCGGCAGAAUCGCCCAGGAUGACCGGGUGGUGGUGGCUGCUGCUGCUGUGGCGGCGCUGACAGGACACGCGCUCUAUGCCUUUCCGGCUGCUCGCCCCGCUCGGCCUUCUGUGCGCGCUCUUGCCCCUGCACCAUGGUGCGCCGGGCCCGGACGGCACCGCGCCCGACCCCGCCCACUACAGGGAGCGUGUCAAGGCCAUGUUCUACCACGCCUACGACAGCUACCUGGAGAAUGCCUUUCCCUACGACGAGCUGCGACCUCUCACCUGUGACGGGCAUGACACCUGGGGCAGUUUUUCUCUGACUCUAAUUGAUGCUCUGGACACCUUGCUGAUUUUGGGGAAUGUCUCAGAAUUCCAAAGAGUAGUUGAAGUGCUCCAAGACAACGUGGACUUUGAUAUUGAUGUGAAUGCUUCUGUGUUUGAAACCAACAUCCGAGUGGUGGGGGGACUGCUGUCGGCUCACCUGCUCUCAAAGAAGGCGGGUGUGGAGGUGGAGGCCGGUUGGCCCUGCUCGGGACCGCUCCUGAGGAUGGCUGAGGAGGCGGCCCGGAAACUUCUGCCAGCCUUUCAGACUCCCACUGGUAUGCCGUACGGAACAGUGAACCUGCUUCAUGGUGUGAACCCGGGCGAAACCCCCGUCACCUGUACUGCCGGGAUCGGAACCUUCAUUGUGGAAUUUGCCACCCUCAGCAGCCUCACCGGCGACCCCGUGUUUGAAGACGUAGCCAGAGUGGCGCUGACACGCCUCUGGGAGAGCCGGUCGGACAUCGGGCUGGUCGGCAACCACAUCGACGUGCUCACUGGCAACUGGGUGGCCCAGGACGCAGGCAUCGGGGCUGGCGUGGACUCCUAUUUUGAGUACCUGGUGAAGGGAGCGAUCUUGCUUCAGGAUAAGACACUCAUGGCCAUGUUUCUAGAGUAUAACAAAGCCAUUCGGAACUACACCCGCUUUGAUGACUGGUACCUGUGGGUGCAGAUGUACAAGGGGACGGUGUCCAUGCCUGUCUUCCAGUCCUUGGAGGCUUACUGGCCUGGUCUUCAGAGCCUUAUUGGUGACAUUGAUAAUGCCAUGAGGACCUUUCUUAACUACUACACUGUAUGGAAGCAGUUUGGGGGGCUCCCAGAAUUCUACAACAUCCCUCAGGGAUAUACCGUGGAGAAGCGAGAGGGCUACCCGCUUCGGCCAGAACUCAUUGAGAGCGCCAUGUACCUCUACCGGGCCACGGGGGACCCCACCCUCUUAGAACUCGGGAGAGACGCCGUGGAAUCCAUUGAGAAAAUCAGCAAGGUGGAGUGCGGAUUCGCGACAAUCAAAGACCUGCGAGACCACAAGCUUGACAACCGCAUGGAGUCCUUCUUCCUGGCCGAGACUGUGAAAUACCUCUACCUGCUCUUCGACCCGACCAACUUCAUCCACAACAACGGCUCAGCCUUCGAUGCGGUGAUCACCCCCUAUGGGGAGUGCAUCCUGGGCGCUGGGGGUUACAUUUUCAACACGGAGGCUCACCCCAUUGACCCGGCCGCCCUGCACUGUUGCCGGAGACUGAAGGAAGAGCAGUGGGAAGUGGAAGACUUGAUGAGGGAAUUCUACUCUCCCAAGAGGAACCGGUCCAGAUUUCAGAAAAAAACGAUGAGCUCAGGGCUGUGGGCACCCCAGGCAGGGCCAGAGACAUUUUCUUCGCCUGAGAACCAGGAGCAGGCUCAGGAGAAGAAGCCUGCCAAGCGGAAGGCCCCCCUCCUCAGCUGCCCGAGCCAGCCUUUCACCUCUAAGUUGGCUCUGCUCGGACAGGUUUUCCUGGAUUCCUCAUGACCACUGGAUGAUUUGUUUGUUUGUUUUUGAAA